GCGCUGACGCUCAGCUGGGGUUUCUCCCCAGCCCGCCGCGCCCCGCGCACCCACCCCCCAACCGCAGCUUGACGCGGUCCCCUCUGCAAAGCGCCCCCGUGAUCCGGGAGCGACGCCCAGGGCGGCAGGUGCAAAAGCGACCGAGCCGGGGAGGCCAGACUUCCUCGGCCAAGACCGCAGGGGUUCGGGCCGGGCGGCGGCGGCCGGGGGUGGGGGCGCAUCCCUCGCCGCCCGCGGUCGCCCAACCCGCCGGGACGCUGGUGCGCGGUCCAGAUCCCGGGGGAUUCCGCGCUCCCAGGCCGCGCGGCCCGGGCAUCGGGAUUGGCCCGCAGCUUCCCCCGGGAGCCGCUGAUGCAAAGCCAGGCUGGGGCGGCCGGGCCCGGCCAGCGCCCUCUAGGCAGCGGAAGUGGAGCUUGCUUUACAUCCGUCCUCCCCGCCUGGCGGAGUUGGGAGAAGGAAGGCUGGGGGGGUGUGGAAAAAUAAAAGGAAAAGUGCUUGCACCAUGUAGAUCAGCGCCCCCCACCCUGGCACCCCGGCCGGCCGGGGACCUCCCAGUCUGCGGCCAUGAACGCGACCAGCGAGGGCGAGAGCUUCCCGGGCUCGGUGCAAAUUCCAGGUGGCACAACGGUGCUGGUGGAACUUACUCCGGACAUCCACAUCUGCGGCAUCUGCAAGCAGCAGUUUAACAACCUGGAUGCCUUUGUGGCUCAUAAGCAGAGCGGCUGCCCGCUGACUGGCUCGUCCGGGGCCGCCCCCAGCACGGUCCAGUUUGUGUCUGAAGAAACCGUGCCUGCCACCCAGACUCAGGCCACCACCAGGACCAUCACCUCCGAGACCCAGACGAUCACAGUUUCAGCUCCAGAAUUUGUGUUUGAACAUGGCUAUCAAACUUAUCUGCCCACGGAAAGCAAUGAAAACCAGACAGCCACUGUCAUCUCUCUCCCUGCCAAGUCACGUGCCAAAAAGCCCACAGCCCCGCCUGCUCAGAAAAGGCUUAACUGUUGCUAUCCAGGUUGCCAGUUCAAGACCGCCUACGGCAUGAAGGACAUGGAACGUCAUUUAAAAAUUCACACUGGAGACAAGCCCCACAAGUGUGAAGUCUGCGGCAAGUGCUUUAGCCGGAAGGAUAAGCUGAAGACCCACAUGCGUUGCCACACGGGCGUGAAGCCCUACAAGUGUAAGACGUGCGACUACGCUGCAGCCGACAGCAGCAGCCUCAACAAGCACCUGCGAAUACACUCGGACGAGCGGCCCUUCAAAUGCCAGAUCUGCCCCUACGCCAGCCGCAACUCCAGCCAGCUCACCGUGCACCUGCGGUCCCACACAGCUUCAGAAUUAGAUAAUGACCCCAAACCAACUUGUCCCGCCGUGGAUGGCGGUGAUGCUCAGAAAAUCCCUGCCAUGGCCCUUGCCCCAGAGUCGAAGGACCAAACCGUGAUGCUUGGAGAAAGGACCUUCAACUGUUGCUAUCCAGGUUGCCACUUCAAAACUGUUCAUGGCAUGAAAGAUCUGGACCGCCAUCUGAGAAUCCACACAGGAGACAAACCACACAAGUGUGAGUUCUGUGACAAGUGCUUCAGCCGGAAGGACAACCUGACCAUGCACAUGCGUUGCCACACCAGCGUGAAGCCCCACAAGUGUCACCUGUGUGACUACGCCGCCGUGGACAGCAGCAGCCUCAAGAAGCACCUGCGGAUACACUCGGACGAGCGGCCGUACAAAUGCCAGCUCUGCCCCUACGCCAGCCGCAACUCCAGCCAGCUCACCGUGCACCUGCGGUCCCACACAGGGGACACCCCCUUCCAGUGCUGGCUCUGUAGCGCCAAGUUCAAAAUCAGCUCGGACUUGAAAAGGCACAUGAUCGUGCACUCGGGGGAGAAGCCUUUCAAGUGCGAGUUCUGUGACGUCCGCUGCACCAUGAAAGCCAACCUCAAGUCGCACAUCCGCAUCAAGCACACGUUCAAGUGCCUGCACUGCUCCUUCCAGGGCCGGGACCGGGCCGACCUCCUGGAGCACAGCCGGCUGCACCAGGCCGACCACCCCGAGAAGUGUCCCGAGUGCAGCUACUCGUGCUCCAGCGCGGCCGCCCUGCGCGUGCACAGCAGGGUGCAUUGCAAAGACCGCCCGUUCAAGUGUGACUUCUGCAGCUUUGACACGAAGCGGCCCAGCAGCCUGGCCAAGCACAUUGACAAGGUGCACAGGGACGAGACCAAAACGGAGAACCGGGCCCCGCAGGGCAAGGAGGGGCCCCGAGGGAGCAGCUCCCAGCACGUGGCCAAGAUAGUGACCCAGAGGGCCUUCCGCUGUGAGACCUGCGGCGCCUCCUUCGUCAGGGAUGACUCUCUGAGAUGCCAUAAGAAGCAGCACAACGACCAGAGUGAGAACAAGAACUCGGACUUGGUCACCUUCCCGCCCGAAAGCAGUGCCUCGGGGCAGCUCGGCCCCCUGGUCUCCACGGGGCAGCUUGAGACGCCCCUGGAGCCCAGCCAGUGCCUCUAGUUCAGCCAAAGAGGGUGGUCAGCUGUCUGGAUUCCAGGCAAAUGCCCUCCGAGUUGAGGCCGUCAAGCCAGACUUGAGCUGCCAGCUCCGGGGACAGCUGCCCCAACUUUCCAGGCCCUCGAGGCAGUGGCCGCAGUCGCUGGCAUGAGAACCAACGCCAAAGCACCAGUGUGGAGACUGCCCUCCACGUUGCCGUCUAACCUCCGAGCGUCGUCUAAGCAAGCGGACCCAGGCGUCCUGAGGUGGUGGGGGGGGGGGGGGUGGCGUCCAUCACGCACGGCUCUAUCCAGUAGGGAUGGUUUCGUGAUGGUUUCUGAUCCUAAAACGAAUCCAUCUCUGAUGGGAUUAUUAAACUACUUAGACGACAUGGAAAACCAAACUGAUGCAAACAGUGGGGAAGGUUAAGAGGACAGCGGGGUAUGUGGGGGGCCUGGGGCGGCUGGAAAAGUUCUGUUUCUUAACCUGGGUGGCGGUGAUGAGUGUUCGCCUUAUGCGCUCGUGUGGUCCCUUUUAGCGUUGUCUUCUAAUAAACAGGCAGACUCCUCUGUGGGAUGACGUAAGAGGGACGGUCCAUUUUUGUCUUUACGCCCUUGCAGUAGAGUGGUUAUGGCAUGGGGUGCCCCUGCCCCAGCCCCAGCCCGUUGGGUAACGCAUUCUGAAUGCACACGGGCUUUCUCCAGGUCUCUGCUUCAGGGAAGUGCAAUGCAGUUGGAUCUGUAGGUGGCACCAAAGAUCAAGCUAACACUCCCUGCGCCUGCCAUACGCAUUGCGAAACUCCGCUUCCGUGCUUCGUGAAGAAAAGACUAGGGGCCCAGUGGGGCCCCAGCUUGGUUCUGGGACACGUGACGCAUGAGAUGGCCGGAGCUUAGAGUCUCCUCCCAGUAAGCACUUGGUAUUUGCUGCGCCAACAAGUGGAAACCCCACCCUCUUGUAGAUGGACAUUUUGCUUGGUUGAAACUUCGGAGGGCUCUGGAAGGCCAGUGGAUAUGUAAUUGAUCCAAAGCUGUUUUGUUCUUUGACACCUUUCCUCACAUCCGGUCUUUGUGCCCUCAUCAAGUUAGACGUCUGUGCUUUUAAAACCAAUUAAGUCGAUCCAUUGUUUUUGGUAAACUAGGAAAAAAGGACGUGAAAAUUUUUAUAGAUUGUUUACAGGGGAAUAAAUGGUUUACUUACGAAAUAGCAA
Molecule: messenger RNA, 3682 nt
Organism: Leopardus geoffroyi (Geoffroy's cat)
Lineage: Eukaryota; Metazoa; Chordata; Mammalia; Carnivora; Felidae
Gene: ZFP64
Product: ZFP64 zinc finger protein
Exons: 9
Coding region: 565-2499 (644 amino acids)
Biological process (GO): regulation of gene expression
Cellular component (GO): nucleus
Source: RefSeq, a predicted model, not a curated record